Molecule: messenger RNA, 4618 nt
Organism: Amoebophrya sp. A120
Lineage: Eukaryota; Dinophyceae; Syndiniales; Amoebophryaceae
Source: the annotation of a GenBank genome assembly
AUGUACAAAUCGGAUCUUGCCACUGGCAAGCCGGUUUUUACGCUCGGCGCAACGCAAACCGGACGCGAUGAAGUAGCCGGAGUGGACCUGGUGCAGUGGGGAAUUUGUGGGCCACUCGGCACGAAAACGCUGUAUCCAAAGAGACAGGGCCUCUCGUCCAAGAAGUUGCAAAAUCACUAGAACAAGCAUGAUUCAGACGAGCACAAAAAAGGUCAGCGCCGGCGCCGAGAGUUGAACGGCCCCGCCGAGGACAACACUUCCUUUUUCGGCGCAGGCGACCGAAAGAAAGCCAUGCAGGCUCCUAAAAGCUGUAUAUAUCAAUCUAUGUAUCAGUAGACUAUUAGCGUUUUUGGAUAAGUUGGUUUGUCUCGUCCUUGAUAAUCUAGAAGGCCGCUGCAAUGCGCGGGCCGGGUCCGUGUCGCCCGCUCAUCUUGUCACAAUGACGUGGACGUGGUCAAUAAAGGGCGAGGACAGCGUGAUAGCGGACAGCUGCGCGUGUGUCGUGGACGUUUCGUUUCCCACUGCUCUAGAAAUUUCCACGUUUCCCGUUUUUGAUCACCCUAAACCGACGGUCAUCGGUCCGGGACAUCAACGAAAAGAGGAGGGUCCACCGGCGGCUGCGGAUCAAGAGAUUGGCGUGCCGAAGGGACUCUUGUCCGCGUUUCUGAAGAAACAAGGUGGAUGACUUUUCGUAGGUUUGUUGGUGCUUGUGAUUUGAUGACGGUUACGAGAAGACCUUGUGCUUGCGCAUCACUCGCAAAUUUGAACGCAAAUGCAUAUCACCAGGUGCCUGUUGUCGCAGAUUUUUCGAAGACUCGUACCAGAACCGUUUUCAUCGCGCAAAGCCGGCAGCAACCACAGGCGCUUCCUGCUGCCUCUGUUGUGCAUUCUUUAGGAGCACGCAUGCGAAAACUGCAGUGCAUGGCGAUCUUCACCGUGCCUGCUUCGGAAAUUCCGGAAAGAUGCCCCAGGGUAUGAACUGCUACAAUUUUUUGGAUGUGGAAGAGGUGGAGGCUGCUGAGAACUUUCUGGACGCCGAGUACAGGAGAAUGCAGCUGCAGAGCGGCGCUGAAGGAGGUGAACAGAACAAGCAAUACGCCAAUAAACUGUCAGUCUACCAGGAGUUUUUGGCGAGAUUGGAGUACGAGCAGCACUGGGGUCGAGAACUGCAGAACGGUGUCUAUGUAGCCGACUCGAACUCAAAUCACUGUUCGACAACAAGUAGCAAUUGGUUUCCAGUGCCUUUCAAGCUCGAACCAGCCUUCUUACCAUAUCCAGACUGAAAGUGAUCGCUCGCUUGUGCCAGCGUAGACAAGUGUUCCACAAGAGAACUAUGUCAGCGCGCAUCAUGUGGAAAAAUAGAAGAUGCAUUUGGAAGGAUCGCUGCUAUCUCAUUCCUGUUUGAGCUGCUGUUGUAAUGCCCAGUGAGAAGACAGAGUAUGGUAUCUAUUGGUACUUGACAAGUUGCGACGCGAUGGCAAGCGCGGUAGGAUAUUUUCCAACUUCCAUACGAUCGGUUGCGGAUCUGGAGUGGCCUUCCCGCCAACGCUUGGCGCUCUACGGAGAGCGUUCGAGAAGGAUUUGGGAAAACGGUACGCGCGGAGCAGGGAGUGCUCAUCCGGUAAAUAAGGCGCUGUUCAAGCCAGAGAAUCGCAAAGCAUGUCUUUGCCGUAUUUCUUUGUGUUGAUAUGUAUGAGAACAACACAUACAUGAAUAGAUUGGACAAUGUCCACGAAUUUUUCUAAUCACCAGAUUAUUCUCCGACCUCCAGCAGUGCGGACAAUGACAGUCACAGUGGCAAUGACUCGUCUCCAUCCUCGAAGAGCGAUGUCGCGUGGUCGCCCAGCAUACCGCUGCCGCGACCCCUACCUCAUGCUAUCCCGAACCUUCGCACUCGCGGCACACACAUCCGUCCGGAUAUGCGGGUACUUAUUUUGGGCGCUUUGGUGUACGUAGAUGUGUUGAAGAACUUGAAGGAGUUUGAGUCAGGAGUACUUCACCAGGUUUGAUCAGCUACUUCGUUCUUUGAUUGUCCCCACACUUCUUGCCUUUUUGGAUUUUGCGUUUGCCAAGUUCGUAGAAAAAAAAUAAAACCGGGAACUAAGUAUACAUAAUUACCCUACAUAAUCAGGGAAUCACUUACGUUCCCGGCUGGAAGUACAUGAAGCUGUUCUUGCUCGAGAAGGCGAGCUCGAAGGAUAAGCUUGACGAUGAACACGCACGAAGGGGGUUGAUAAGCUACGAAGACCAAGACAAUGUCUACGUGAUGAAGAAGAGAGUGCUCGGCGCGCGUAAAGUCCCAGUACCACCCACGGAUCCAGCGGAGUACGACUGCUGGCGCGUGCAGUUUAAGCACAAGGAAGUGGGAAAGAAAACAACGCGGAGGAUGAAGAGGUACCGCAUUGGUCUACUUUUCGAGAUCUUCGCGCGUCUCGUAUUCUGCCACUCUUGUCGUGUUUGCAUAAGUGAGUAGACGGGUGCGGAUAUAAAUUUUGUGCCCAGUGGUCGACAGCUGCUGCUGCUGAUCAUCUCUUCGCCGAUCUUUGGUUGAUGAAGCAGAAGCGCGAAAGACCAGUAUGCUUCUUUGCGAAAUGGCACUAGGUACUUUUUCGUCGCACCAAAGUUGCGGAAGCUUCGUGCUGCAGCCUCGAAAAAAGGACUCCCAGCACCGACCCGCCGAGAUGCAAAGAGAGCAGCACUGCAGGACGCGCAGUGUAUUGUAUUCCUUUCGGCAAGAAGAAGAACAAGAGCUUUCAAAUGAGUUCGUAGUUGACGUUGAGAUGAAGAGGUACACUGAUCGCGACAGUGUCGCGCAUCUCUUUGACUUGAGGCCUCCGCGGCAGGGUUUUUCUGUCAUGUGAGCCUGAGUGAUAGGUCAAGGGAUACAAACGAUCUCUAUAUACCUCUCAGUUCGGCUCGGCUACAGUGAUCGACUCACACUCCAUUUUCGAUUUGCAAUACGUCCACCAUCUUCCUUCAUCAGCUCUAAAGCAAUACACUACAGUGUUUCGACGGCUUGCUUUGAAUGUUCAUGGAGCAGUGCAGCCAGGAAUGACAAGAAGGCGUGGAAAGGCGUCCAAUACCGGAGUGCUAGGGGUUACCCAGUUGUCGAUGAAGCAGAAACGCAAGUGGGACCGAGGAAAACUGGUAGGCCAGCUUGCGCGGUCCAGUAAAGCGAUCCUGAGACAGUACAACGUGAACAUGAACACGAAACGGCCAAUAAAAGUCUGGGUUAAGAGGCGAAACUGUCGGACGCGGGCCCGCAGAGCAGGAAUAAUUCAGGUGUCUAUAUUAUAAUGUACAGACUUCCGCAUCCGCAAAAAAGCUGCUGCUAGAAGAUACAGAUAUAAAAGUAGCAGUUAUUCACGUGCUACUACGCACAUGCCUCUUGAAGGAAUUUAUUACUUUUCAGUGAAUGCCAAUGCGACGAGGGACAAUACGAGUAUAAUCGCACAGGAACAGUCUAAGCCUGAGAGUCGAGCAUAUUCAGAUGAUCAUAUCGAUGUCAACACGGAGAUCAACGUAAAAACAAAAAACUAUUUAGUUGGAGAUGGUCAUGAGUAUGACCGUAACGAGAAGUGCAGUGACGAUCACUAUUAAAUGAGUACAAGAAUUACAGUGCCGCGUCUCCGUGUAUUACACAGAAAAGGAACUAUACAUGCUCUGUGCUCUAUUCAAACUUCCCUUUGGGAUUUUACUUUCUAUAUUUAUACAUCAGAUGUUGUCGCAGUGGAGAAUGGCAAAAAUCGUGCGCGUCGACCACCCGUGUCGCCAGAUGCGAAUCGAGCGCCACAUCAAGAAGACCACGACCGAUCCGCUCCACAAGAAAAUCGCGGCCCAGGGAAAGACCUUGUUCGACUUUCGAAAAGUGGCUAAGAAGCUGCUGAAGCCCAGACGCGCAGCUAGCAUGAGUAAGAAAUCUGAGCUCUUUGUGCCGAGUACCUUCAGCCGCUGUAAGGCGGAUUUUUCCGCUGGAUCCACGUCACAUCCCCGUCCAGCACAUCAGCCCGCGUCGGACUCGCGAGAGUUCCGCUUUGUCGGACCAUCCCCGAAGCUUCCAAGGAUACAAAAAACGAUAACGGGCAAAACAAAUCGAAGACUGUAGGCUCGCUCGGACAUCCACUGUAUUAAAAAAGAGACUAAAACUGUUCGGCAUAUAGAACCUUUUUGUGCGUGUUUAUUUUUUGCACAAGUUCAAGUUUUGAUAUUGAAGUUGAACCUGGUCCUAAAUCUAAAUAUACAUCGGAAGCUUUGCGAUUUCAGGGAUAGCGUUAAGAACGCGCCGGGACAAUUGAGGAGAUGAGACUGCGUUUGUGUAUUGCGUCAACGUCAACAGGAUUCUCUCCAAGAAAAAACCGACCGGAAAAAUGAUUUUGGAACGGGCAGCUCCAAUAAUUAGGGAAAGCAGCUACCAACAAUUUUAUUAUUCGGAUCAUUCUCAUUCAUCAUGCUUGUUUGUCUUUCCGCAUUGACACAGAUAUAGUAUUAAUUUGUUAGCGCUGGCCUUCGAGUUGUUCGACCUAGGAUGAUCACAUGUGAAAUGUUACAAACUUACCCCUCGCGAUGCUGUGUUUGCCCGUGAAGCUCGUGUCUCUACGCGUGCUGCCUCUUUUUCGAG